CUUCCGGGGAACAGACAUCUGCUUUACGCGUUCCGGCUAGGACCGUAAAAACUGAGGCUAUUCCGACCGUCCGAGUCCCGCAUCUGGGUGUUAGGCAGCCGCGGGUUAGGGGAAGUGUCCUGGGCUCACCGUUGCCUGGGCGGUCCUUUUGUUUCCUCCAAGAGAGGCAGAGUGCUGCCAUGACGGCCCCUGCGCAGCCCAAGAAAAUCGUGGCCCCUACGGUGUCCCAGAUCAACGCCGAGUUCGUGACCCAGUUAGCAUGUAAAUACUGGGCUCCUCACAUCAAGAAAAAAUCACCUUUUGACAUAAAGGUCAUUGAAGAUAUAUAUGAGAAAGAGAUUGUUAAAUCAAGGUUUGCCAUCAGAAAGAUAAUGCUUCUGGAAUUUAGCCAGUAUCUUGAAAAUUACCUCUGGAUGAAUUAUUCUCCAGAAAUGUCCAGCAAGGCCUUCUUGAUGUCAGUCUGCUGUAUGGUGAAUGAAAAGUUCAGAGAAAAUGUCCCUGCAUGGGAGACUUUUAAGAAGAAGCCAGACCACUUCCCAUUCUUUUUUAAGUGCAUCUUGAAAGCAGCAUUAGCUGAAACUGAUGGUGAAUUUUCACUCCAUGAACAGACAGUCUUACUGCUUCUUCUUGAUCAUUGCUUCAAUAGUUUGGAAGUAGACUUGAUCCGGAGUCAAGUACAGCAGCUUAUCUCUCUCCCAAUGUGGAUGGGCUUACAACCUGCACGAUUGGAAUUAGAAUUAAAAAAGACACCCAAGCUAAGAAAAUUCUGGAACUUGAUUAAAAAGAAUGAUGAAAAGAUGGAUCCAAAAGCAAGAGAACAGGCCUAUCGAGAAAGAAGAUUUCUUUCACAGCUCAUCCAGAAGUUUAUUUCUGUGCUGAAAUCAGUACCACUUUCUGAACCUGUCACUAUGGACAAAGUUCAUUACUGUGAAAGAUUCAUUGAACUCAUGAUUGAUUUAGAGGCCCUUCUUCCAACAAGGCGCUGGUUCAAUACCAUCCUGGAUGAUUCCCACCUUUUGGUUCACUGUUACCUUUCCAGUCUUGUUCGUAGGGAAGAGGAUGGCCAUCUUUUUUCCCAGCUUUUGGACAUGCUUAAGUUCUACACAGGUUUUGAAAUUAAUGACCAGACUGGAAAUGCUCUGACAGAGAAUGAGAUGACCACAAUUCACUAUGAUAGAAUUACUUCUCUACAGAGAGCUGCUUUUGCACAUUUCCCUGAACUCUAUGAUUUUGCCUUGUCAAAUGUGGCAGAAGUAGAUACUCGGGAAUCCUUGGUCAAGUUUUUUGGACCUCUUAGUUCAAACACGCUCCACCAGGUGGCCUCAUACCUCUGCUUGUUGCCAACCCUGCCCAAAAAUGAAGACACAACUUUUGAUAAAGAAUUUCUUUUAGAAUUGCUGGUAUCUCGUCAUGAACGGCGAAUUUCUCAGAUUCAGCAGCUGAACCAGAUGCCUUUAUAUCCAACUGAGAAAAUUAUAUGGGAUGAAAAUAUUGUCCCUACUGAGUACUAUUCUGGAGAAGGUUGUCUUGCUCUUCCCAAGUUGAAUUUGCAGUUUUUGACUCUCCACGACUACCUCCUACGGAACUUUAAUCUCUUCCGCUUAGAAUCAACUUACGAAAUUAGGCAAGACAUUGAAGAUAGUGUCAGCAGAAUGAAGCCAUGGCUAUCUGAGUAUGGCGGUGUGGUGUUCGGUGGUUGGGCACGAAUGGCUCAGCCCAUUGUGGCUUUUACUGUAGUUGAGGUUGCUAAACCCAACAUAGGUGAAAACUGGCCGACCCGAGUUCGUGCAGAUGUUACCAUCAAUUUGAAUGUCAGAGAUCACAUCAAAGAUGAAUGGGAAGGUCUUCGUAAGCAUGAUGUGUGCUUUUUAAUUACCGUGCGUCCCACAAAACCUUAUGGCACUAAGUUUGACCGGAGACGACCUUUUAUUGAGCAAGUUGGCCUGGUUUAUGUCAGAGGCUGUGAAAUCCAAGGCAUGCUGGAUGAUAAAGGGCGUGUCAUUGAAGAUGGACCUGAACCUAGACCCAAUCUUAGAGGAGAGUCAAGGACAUUUAGAGUGUUUUUGGAUCCAAACCAGUAUCAGCAAGAUAUGACCAAUACUAUACAAAAUGGAGCAGAAGAUGUGUAUGAAACUUUCAAUAUAAUAAUGAGGAGAAAACCAAAGGAAAAUAACUUUAAGGCUGUGCUGGAGACUAUUCGGAACCUGAUGAAUACAGAUUGUGUGGUACCUGACUGGCUGCAUGACAUCAUUUUAGGUUAUGGGGAUCCGAGCAGUGCACAUUAUUCAAAAAUGCCCAAUCAGAUUGCCACACUUGAUUUUAAUGAUACGUUUCUCUCCAUUGAGCAUUUAAAAGCCAGCUUUCCUGGUCAUGAUGUUAAAGUAACUGUGGAUGACUCAGCUCUACAGAUACCCCCUUUCAGGAUAACCUUCCCAGUAAGAAGUGGGAAAGGGAAGAAAAGGAAAGAUGCAGAUGGGGAAGACGAAGACAUUGAAGAGGCAAAAACAUUAAUUGUUGAACCUCAUGUUAUUCCUAAUAGAGGUCCUUAUCCUUACAACCAACCCAAACGUAAUACAAUUCAGUUCACUCAUACCCAGAUAGAGGCCAUUCGUGCUGGAAUGCAGCCUGGGCUGACCAUGGUUGUGGGCCCACCUGGUACAGGAAAAACUGAUGUGGCAGUCCAAAUCAUAUCCAAUAUUUACCAUAAUUUCCCAGAGCAGAGGACUUUAAUUGUUACUCAUUCCAAUCAGGCCCUGAACCAGUUGUUUGAGAAAAUCAUGGCUUUAGAUAUUGAUGAACGCCACCUACUGCGACUUGGUCAUGGAGAAGAAGAGCUGGAGACAGAGAAAGAUUUCAGCAGGUAUGGAAGAGUUAAUUACGUCCUGGCUCGAAGAAUAGAACUUUUAGAAGAAGUCAAACGAUUGCAAAAGAGUCUGGGGGUUCCAGGAGAUGCAUCAUAUACUUGUGAAACUGCUGGAUAUUUCUUCUUAUAUCAGGUGAUGUCUCGUUGGGAAGAGUAUAUUAGCAAAGUGAAAAAUAAAGGGACGGCAUUGCCAGAUGUUGCAGAAAUCACCACUUUCUUCCCUUUUCAUGAAUACUUUGCAAAUGCCCCUCAACCCAUUUUUAAAGGCAGAUCUUACGAAGAAGACAUGGAAAUUGCUGAAGGAUGUUUUAGGCAUAUUAAGAAAAUCUUUACUCAGCUUGAGGAAUUCAGAGCCUCUGAACUGCUUCGAAGUGGUCUGGACAGAUCUAAAUACCUUUUGGUGAAAGAAGCCAAAAUCAUUGCUAUGACCUGUACUCAUGCUGCCUUAAAACGACAUGACUUGGUCAAGUUAGGUUUCAAGUAUGACAACAUUUUAAUGGAAGAAGCUGCUCAGAUUCUAGAGAUAGAAACUUUUAUACCUCUUCUUUUACAGAAUCCUCAGGAUGGUUUUAGCCGACUGAAACGAUGGAUUAUGAUUGGUGAUCAUCACCAGUUACCUCCAGUCAUUAAGAAUAUGGCCUUUCAGAAGUAUUCAAACAUGGAACAGUCUCUCUUUACUCGCUUUGUUCGUGUUGGAGUUCCUACUGUGGACCUCGAUGCCCAAGGGAGAGCCAGAGCAAGCUUGUGCAACCUCUACAAUUGGCGAUACAAGAAUCUGGGAAACUUACCACAUGUGCAGCUCUUGCCAGAAUUUAGUACAGCAAAUGCUGGGUUGCUGUAUGAUUUCCAGCUCAUUAAUGUUGAAGAUUUUCAGGGAGUAGGAGAGUCUGAACCCAACCCUUACUUUUAUCAGAAUCUUGGAGAGGCAGAAUAUGUAGUAGCCCUUUUUAUGUACAUGUGUCUACUUGGCUACCCUGCCGACAAGAUCAGUAUUCUAACGACAUAUAAUGGGCAAAAACAUCUCAUCCGUGACAUAAUCAAUAGGCGUUGUGGGAGCAAUCCGUUGAUUGGAAGACCAAAUAAGGUGACUACUGUUGACAGAUUUCAAGGUCAACAGAAUGAUUAUAUUCUUCUUUCUCUAGUACGAACCAGGGCGGUGGGGCAUUUGAGGGAUGUCCGUCGCUUAGUAGUGGCCAUGUCUAGAGCCAGACUUGGACUUUAUAUCUUUGCGAGAGUAUCCCUCUUCCAAAACUGUUUUGAAUUAACUCCAGCUUUCAGCCAGCUCACGGCCCGCCCACUUCAUUUGCAUAUAAUUCCAACGGAACCUUUUCCAACCACUAGAAAGAAUGGAGAGAGACCAUCUCAUGAAGUACAGAUAAUAAAAAAUAUGCCCCAGAUGGCAAACUUUGUAUACAACAUGUAUAUGCAUUUGAUACAGACUACACAUCAUUAUCAUCAGACUUUAUUACAACUACCACCUGCUAUGAUAGAAGAAGGUGAGGAAGUUCAAAAUCAGGAAACAGAAUUGGAAACAGAAGAAGCCACACCCGUUCAGGCUAAUAUCCUACCCAGUUCAGCAGAUGCCAGCUCCAGUCAAGAAACCUCAACCUCUCAAACAGAGACCUCCUCAAAUCUAACCAAGACCAUUCCAGGUCUAGCUGAGGCCACUCCCAGUUCCAAUCCAGAAGCCAGCCUUGCUCCAGCAGAGACCACUGCUACUGUGGCAGAAUCUGUAACUGUACCAGCAGAAGCUAACGCCCCUCAAGAUACCAUGCCUACCCCAGCAGAGACUGAGUAGCAAACUGCAGCCCUUCUUCAGGAGGACAUUUCAGCCAUAGAAGUCUAAGUAAAGUUACUUUUUGAAUUUUACAUUUGCUUCUGCCGUUUUCAUGGCACUAAUUAAAAUGUUUGGUCCUUAUUUUUGUUAACUGAUUUCAAUGUUUGUGAUAUGUUAAAGAAAAUUGCUUAUUUGUUUUCAGACUUCACGCACACAAACUUCAGUUUCAUUAGUUCAUUCAGAAGGGCCACCCUUGAUAUUUUGAUCAUUACCCGAAUGUAUGUUGUAAUCAUUCCUGCAUUAAAAAUAUUUUCUGCAGAAUACAGAAGACGUUCUUUACAUUUUCAGGGAACUUCUCUAAGUAAAAAGAAUACACUGGAAUUAACCAUAAAAGCUUUCAAACAAGGGUCCAAAUUGGGGAAGAAAUUGUUUCUUCUGUCAUGGUAUCACUUACUGAAGUCCUGUUUCCUUUUUUCUCACUUUUCCUAGCUAUCUUCCUUGAUACAAGCAAUCAGCAGCCAUAGGAUAUAGAUUUUUUCAGUCUAACAAAGAGCUUACAUGCAUUUCCUUCCCCCAAAUCUCAGAAUGGUUCCUGAGAUUGCCUUUAUUAGAAUCACCUAAGGUGUCUGUUUAAAUUGCAAAUUCUUGGGACCCACCCAAGACCUAAUGAAUCAGAAUCUCAGGGUUAGAGCCCAAGAGUUUGCAUUUUUCUUAAGAGCUCCACAUCGCUAAUGUUUGGGUUGCUGGCAGAGUGACAUCGGACGAAGUUGGUGAGGCUGAGCCAGGAUUGGUCAUUCAGCUAAAAAGGACAAAUCUGGCAAAUUAUUCUGUUCAAAAAGCAGGAUUCAGAGUCCAGGCAGUAGAGUCAGUGAACUUCUGUGUACAGAGUGGAAUUUUCUCAAUCCAGAGGUUCUGAGUUUUCUGCUCUGUUUAAUUCUCUUAGAAGAUAACUAACCACAAGGAGACCUUCAAGUAAAUGUGCUCCAGAUUUGUGGAGGGCAAUAGUGACUAAUGGUUCUUGACAAGGUGUGUGGGGAGGGUGAAAUUGCCCACUAGUUUUCUCUUCCAUUUUGAUCAUCUGCUAGCAUGACUUGGGGGAGCAUUACUGUCAAAGUAUCCCCUCUAGAGCAUUUGCCUAUAGGGUUGACCAUAUCCAAAGAACCCGUGAAGAAAUAAAUGCAUAUGAACCACACACUGCCAUUGAAAUACUUCUGAUACUGACAUUUGCAAGAAAUUAAUUCAUAAGGAAAUUAAACUCAGAAAGUCAGGUCAAUGAGAUUUUUGAGUAGAUAGUGUUUGCUCAACUCUGCCAGAUUUUGGUGGAUAUCUUACAGUGUAUGUUACUGCAUCAGAAUAGUUGUGUAACCUUUGGGUGAGGAUGGGGAAAAUGAAAGUGAUGGUAUGAUGGGAGUGAAAUGCCAAGGAAGCUUCUAGGAAACCUGGGUCUCCUGGGAUAGAGCUAUUUGUUAUUAGAGUAAGGAUCAAGCCAGAUAGUCUGUUACAUAAUUUCUCUGAUUAAAGAAUUUGUGAGCAUCUCUAUGAGGAAUAGCACUCAGAAUUAUUUUCAUUUGUGAAUAGGUAUUAGGCUGAGCAAGAAGGAAAGAAGCUUUACUGUAUUAUUGUCUUCCUGGAAAAGAUUAAUUUUUCUCUGUACCCUUUAGGGGAUAUGAAUACCUGCAACCAAAAUAAGCAAACUGGAAUGCUGCUUUAUAAUUAUAUAAACCAUUUUUCUAUAGAUCAAUUAUUUGUAUACAUCAACUAUACAGCACUGUGUCUAGCUGGGUGAUCUCUUUCUUUAUGCUGCUUCUUUGUUACACUGCAAAGGAGAUUUAACUGGAAAAUGGAUAAGUCCAUUGCUUUGCCAAAUGAAUUUAAAAGGAGUUGAGGAGUAGUGGGAUUUGAAUUGUUUUAAGUUGUUUAUUCACUGUGAAAAGGCCACUGAGUUGCAAUUCACUACAGAGUCAUGAAAUUUUUAAAGGAACCUAAGCCAUCUAUCUUAUUUUGAAUACAAGCAUACCUUGGAGAUAUUGCAGGUUUGGUUCCAGACCACCCCAAUAAAGCGAAUAGCACAAUAAAGCAAGUCUCACAAUG
Choloepus didactylus (southern two-toed sloth) is the source of this 6731-nucleotide messenger RNA. RefSeq names its product aquarius intron-binding spliceosomal factor (gene AQR). The transcript has 35 exons. Gene Ontology annotation, cellular component: catalytic step 2 spliceosome. The record is from RefSeq and is a predicted model, not a curated record. Gene Ontology annotation, molecular function: mRNA binding; helicase activity. The coding region runs from base 180 to 4661 and encodes 1493 amino acids. Gene Ontology annotation, biological process: mRNA splicing, via spliceosome. Lineage: Eukaryota; Metazoa; Chordata; Mammalia; Pilosa; Megalonychidae.